This is a messenger RNA of Tinamus guttatus (white-throated tinamou), 750 nucleotides long. Lineage: Eukaryota; Metazoa; Chordata; Aves; Tinamiformes; Tinamidae. The record is from RefSeq and is a predicted model, not a curated record.
CUUUUGGUUGGGAUCAUUCAAGCAGCUGAGCUACCUGCAUUAGAUAUGGGUGGUACCUCUGAUCCCUAUGUAAAAGUUUUCCUUCUGCCUGAUAAGAAGAAGAAAUAUGAGACAAAAGUCCACAGAAAGACCCUUAACCCUGUUUUCAAUGAGCAAUUUACAUUCAAGGUGCCAUACUCGGAGCUGGGUGGAAAAACUUUAGUGAUGGCAGUUUAUGACUUUGAUCGUUUCUCCAAACACGAUAUCAUUGGGGAAUAUAAAGUUGCGAUGAACACGGUGGACUUUGGUCAUGUGACGGAGGAGUGGAGGGACUUGCAAAGCGCUGAGAAGGAAGAGCAAGAAAAACUGGGUGACAUCUGCUUCUCCCUCCGUUAUGUGCCUACUGCUGGCAAGCUUACUGUCGUCAUCCUAGAGGCAAAGAACCUGAAGAAGAUGGAUGUCGGAGGGCUAUCAGAGGAACUUACAACAGGUCACGGCGCUGACUGCUGGUUGAGGGGCUGCGAUAGCGCUCGGUACAUCUCAAGAGCUCAGGUGCGAGUGGCCAGUGCACAAGGCUGGGAGGGAGGGAUGGGGCCUCGUUCUCCUCACGGAGCUCCACGUUCUCGGCUGCAUCGGGAGUUCUUGGAAGCCGACUACUGUCUGAAUUGCCAAUUAGCCGAGGACAAAUUAAAUAACAAGAUGUUUUAUCAGGAGAAGUCUUUCCGGGAGAAAUUUGCUUCAUAUACCUGCUGUUCAAAAGGGAUGGUCUGA